Molecule: messenger RNA, 1690 nt
Organism: Phyllostomus hastatus (greater spear-nosed bat)
Lineage: Eukaryota; Metazoa; Chordata; Mammalia; Chiroptera; Phyllostomidae
Gene: GREP1
Product: glycine rich extracellular protein 1
Exons: 38
Coding region: 1-1575 (524 amino acids)
Source: RefSeq, a predicted model, not a curated record
AUGGCUACAGACCAGGCUCAAAACAUCAUUCCUCCCUCAGGUUAUGGCCCCCCCAGUGGCCUGGGAGCAGGAUUUGCGAAGAGAAAUGGCCUGGGAGUCCAGCCAGGCAUUGGAGGGGGUGUAAAACCCCACAAGCCAGGAUUUGGGAAUGGGAAUGGGCUAGGAGCAGGGGCCUUCCCAGGUGUCUCAGCCCAGCCAGGCUUUGGAGGGGGUGUGAAACCCCAGAAGCCAGGAUAUGGAAACGGGCUGGGAGCUGGUGCCUUCCCAGGGCUGGGAGCCCAGCCAGGCCUGGAAGGGGAAAUGAAACCUUCGAAGCCAGGAUUUGGGAGCAGAAAUGGUUUAGGAGUCAGCACUUUUCCAGGGGCAGGAGCCCUGCCAGGCCUGGGAGCGGGAAUGAAACCCCAGAAGCCAGGCCCUGCAGCUCCGAAUGGUGGCCAGGGACCAGGAAUUGGAGGGGGUAUGAAACCUCAAAAGCCAGGAUUUGUCAAUGGGAAUGGGAUGGGAGCCAGGGCCUUCCCAGGAGUCGAAGCCCAGCCAGGCUUGGGAGGGGGCGUGAAACCGCAGAAACCAGGUCUUGCAGCACCGAAUGGCUUGGGACCAGGCUAUGGCGGGGAUGGAAAACCCCAGAAGCCAGGAUUCGGGAAUGGGGCCUUCGUGGGAGCAGGAGCACAGCCAGGCAAGGCCCAGGAACUCAGGAGCAUGGGUCUCGGAGCACUAAAACCUCAGAAGCCAGGCUUUGGAGUGCAUGUGAAGCCCCAGAAGCCAGGCCCAGCAGCCCAGAAUGGAUAUGGAGCCGGCUUUGGGGUGGGCAUGAAGCCCCAGAAGCCAGGAUAUAGUAAUGGAAAUGGACUGGGAACCCAGCUAGGCUUUGGAGCAGGUGUGAAACCCCAGAAGCCAGGAUUUUGGACCAGAAAUGGGCUGGGAGCCCAGCCAGGCAUUGGUGAGGGCAUGAAACCUCAGAAGCCAGGACUAGGAGGGGCCAUAAGCCCUCCAAAGCCAGGAUACACACCAGGGAAUGGGCUCGCACCAGGUUUGGGAGGGGAUAUGAAACCUCCGAAGCCAGGAUAUGGCAAUGGAAAAGGACUGGGGGCCCAGCCAGGUCCCUGCAAUGGGAAGGUCCCACCAUUGCUUCUCCCCAGGCUUCCCACUCCAGGAGGCCCUUCUGAUAGAGCAGGUGUCUGGGGUCUGAAAUCCCAGCCCCCUCCUCCAGUGCAGAAUGGCAAGUUCCCAGCACCGACUCCAGCCAUCCAGUGGGGACUGAAACCUCAGAAAGCAGGGUACUAUCCUUUGCAUGGCUAUGGACCAGGAGCAGAACUAGGCUUUGGUGAUGGCCUCAAACCUCAGAAAGUUGGUUUUGGUUAUGGGAACGGUGGUCUGGGAGCUGGGAUUUUCCCUGAGGUCUUCCUGCAACCAGGGUUCCCUGGGGCCAAUGGUUUUAGGAAUGGGUAUGGCGAGGAAGCCCUGGUGUACCCCAAAGCUGCAGCUCCAGCCUCUGAAGGAAAUGGGCCCUAUGAGCAGCUGAGGCCAGACCUGGGCCCCAGGCCUUUCGGCCAUUGUCCUCUUGGGAAAUGCUGAGCACCUGAGCUGAUCCACUGCCCAUCCUGAGCGCCUCUGUACCAGAGCCUCGUCUGCUUGGCAAGGACAGCCAGACAACCCUUGGGCUUGGUCUCUGGCCUGGGGUCUUCUGAGG